Molecule: messenger RNA, 1368 nt
Organism: Trichoplax adhaerens
Lineage: Eukaryota; Metazoa; Placozoa; Uniplacotomia; Trichoplacea; Trichoplacidae
Exons: 10
Biological process (GO): positive regulation of ERAD pathway; response to endoplasmic reticulum stress
Cellular component (GO): endoplasmic reticulum
Source: RefSeq, a predicted model, not a curated record
CCUAUGGAAGGGCAGGUCGGGUUCCAACACCCAGCGAAUCCGCUGUCAGAAAUUCGUGAGAGAUUAUUUUAUGCGCUGUUUUUUCGACUAUCAAUCUCGUAUGCAAGAUAUGUUCCAGCAAAAUUCAGGAAAUUUCUUGAGCUGUUUGUGUUAAUGAAGGCUAUCUUUGUCUUAUUUGUUUUGAUCUACGUACACGUUGCCUUUUCGAGUAAAUCGAUGGAAUGCUUAGGCGAUUUACAAAACUCUUGGGCUAAAGAUGGAAUUUUGCGAGUCGAAUUGUCCAUAGAUAAUCGUACACAUCAAGAGUUGCUCGAUCCCAACACAUUUCAUCCAAAUAAAACAUUGGAUAUUCUGCACUCGAAUAAGUUAUUACCUUCAUCUUUGGCAUAUUUUGGACCGAUGAGAAAGCAUGACAUGUAUAAAUACAUCCUGGAUACUGAAUUAAAGAAUAAUAUAACUGAACAAAAUUUUACUUCAGUUAUGGAAUACGCAUUGGAAUAUGGCUUUCUUAAAUUAUCUAAUGAAACACGCCGUCGAUACAAUAUUACCGUCACAACCCUGAGUUUAAAUAAUACUCACCCUUGUUUUGGUAAGAAUAUAGUGGAAAGACUUAUGGUGGAAGAAUUUCUAGGGUACGAUGACAUUUUAAUGUCCAGUUUUAAAAGCUUAGCGGAAGAACAUGGAAAUAAAGGUUAUCUGCAUAAUUUAAAAAGUGGGGAACACUUCCGAUUUAUUAGUGUAUGGAUGGCAAGAAGUUCCUAUUUGGUUUCGUUGCUUUUAAUGUUAACAUUUACUAUGUCCAUUGCUAUGCUGUUAAGAUUUUCUCAUCAUUUUAUCUUCUUAUUUAUCGUGCAAUUGCUCCAAGUUAUGGAAUUAAAUUCGUUUGUCGUGCUACCAGUUGCACCUUUGUUGACAGUCAUCCUUGCUUUAGUUGGUGUUGAAGCUAUUAUGUCGGAGUUUUUUCACGAUGCUGUCACUAGCUUUUAUGUGAUUCUGAUCGUUUGGGUAGCAGACCAGUAUGAUGCACUAUUCUCUCAUACUAGAACAACUCGAAAAUUUUGGCUUCGAUUUUUCUACGUCUACCUUUACCUGUUUUACGCUUAUCAUUAUCGAUUUAAUGGGCAGUAUAGCGGUCUCGCUUUGCUUUCAUCGUGGCUUUUCAUACAGCAUUCCAUGAUCUACUUUUUCCAUCAUUAUGAGUUACCUGCUGUUAUUCUGCAAGUACGUAUUAUGGCUGAAGUGCCAGGAAAUGUCCACGGCAAUCUCGCUUUGUUAGACCGAUUAGGUACACUUAACACUAUGAAUGACAUGCGAAAUGCAAAUGAAGGCUCAACUACUGAGCGAUCGUCAACACAUGGGCAGAGAUAG